GUGCCUCGGAUCAGGAUUCAGAAUCAGGCCCGGGGUUGCAUGCAGUAACAGAUUCAGAAUGCAUCACGUACUGUAGACUGGCCCAUCAUAGCCGAACACCUUAAAUACACCCAGUUCCCUGCCUUCUGGUUCCCCGUCGAUCGAUUAUCUUGCAACUUGUCUCGUGCACUGCGAUGCUUGCAGAAGAUUACUCUCAUCAGUUUUUCGAUGACGAAAGUCAACACUCUUUGGAAUCGCACCAGUCAAAGAAGAACACCCUCUUGAAGUCUCACGGAAGACCUCCUUGGUACGGGGAAAACGGCCUACCCAUUUGCGAUGCAUUCGUAAUCGGGAUAGCUGGUGGAUCAGCAAGUGGGAAGACACAUGUUGCUCGGCAAAUCGUUCGUUCAUUGGGCUCAGUACCGACUGUCGUUAUCCUAUCCCAGGACAGCUUUUACAAGCGACAUACCGCAGAAGAGGUUGCGCUGGCGCAUGCGAAUCGAUUCGACUUUGACCACCCGGAUGCCAUUGACAUGCCAAUGUUUGCUGCUUGUCUCGCGGACUUGAAGGCGUGUCAGCAGACCAAUAUUCCUGUUUACUCGUUUGCCGAACAUCAGCGGUUAGACGAAGCGAAGUAUUUGUAUGGUGCAGCUAUCAUAAUAACGGAAGGUAUAAUGGCUUUGCAUCAUCCAGACUUACGCUCUUUAUAUGAUCUCAAGGUAUUUGUGCAAUGUGACUCAGAUUUGAUGCUCGCCCGGAGAAUACAACGGGACGUCAAGGAACGUGGAAGAAGUGUUGAUGGGGUCAUCGAGCAAUAUCUUCGCUAUGUUAAGCCCGCGUUCGAUAACUUCGUUUUGCCAACCGCUCGCCAUGCAGACAUUGUCGUUCCAGGGUCAAACAACGCUGUUGCCAUUGAUUUGAUAACGACCCACAUUCGACGUCAAAUGACAGAACGCGCGAGACACUUUCGGAAACACAUGGUUUCUCAAUCAGUUGGGUGUUGCUUGAACACGUCAGACGGUAACCCGGUGUCCAAGAACCUUAUAGUGCUCCCGCAAACACCACAGCUAAAGGGUAUAUACACCAUUCUUCGUGAUGGGGCAUCGAACCGCCAGGACUUUAUAUUCUUCGUAGACCGACUGGCAACGUUCUUGAUCGAGAAAGCGAUGGAACAUCUUCCUCACAGACCUAAGACGGUUACGACCCCAAUAGGAAUAGAUUGCACCGGCAAGGAACUUGACGUCAAGAACAUCUGCGGUGUCUCCAUCAUACGCUCAGGUGGACCUCUAACGAAAGGAUUGCAGCGCGUUCUUAGUGACGUUGCAAUUGGCUCCCUUCUGGUGCAAUCAGACGCUAAUACUGGAGAGCCACUACUUCUACAUGUGAUGCUCCCCAAAUGCCUGCGAGAACGACAUCUAGCCGUCGAUGCAUGGGUAUUUUUGCUAGAUGCUCAAAUAGGCACCGCUGCCUCAGCAUUCAUGGCGAUUCGGACACUAUUAGAUCAUGGGGUCCAGCAAGAUCACAUCAUCUUUGUAACUUUCCUCAUUGCCCGCACUGGUGGUGUCACUGUACUUCAGCGGGCCUUUCCAGAGGUCAAGAUUGUGACUGGUGCCGUCGAUGAAGGUCUCCGUGAAGCAUGGCUUGAACAUUACAAUGAAAAAGGCGAGGGCCAGAGCGAAGGGGAGGGGAGGAGAGUCUGGAUCGUAGAGCCUGGUAUGGGUCAAAUUGGUGACAGAUACUACCUCUGAUUUUGGAACACUUAAUUCCGCUAAAUUUGGGAUUUACAUACACCAUAACCUGCUACUACCAAUUACUAGUGCUCGAACUUUUAAAUUGGGGCCACGACUUGGUCAAUUGCAACGGCCGUAUUCGUUCACCAAUAUACAAUUAAUUAUACUCAUCAUCAUAAAGCCGA
This is a messenger RNA of Suillus discolor, 1894 nucleotides long. Its product is annotated as armadillo beta-catenin plakoglobin. Gene Ontology annotation, cellular component: cytoplasm. Gene Ontology annotation, molecular function: kinase activity; ATP binding. The coding region runs from base 174 to 1727 and encodes 517 amino acids. NCBI's taxonomy places the organism in Eukaryota, Fungi, Basidiomycota, Agaricomycetes, Boletales, Suillaceae. The record is from RefSeq and is a predicted model, not a curated record. The transcript has 15 exons.